This is a messenger RNA of Rhagoletis zephyria (snowberry fruit fly), 1668 nucleotides long. The record is from RefSeq and is a predicted model, not a curated record. NCBI's taxonomy places the organism in Eukaryota, Metazoa, Arthropoda, Insecta, Diptera, Tephritidae.
AUGUACAACGACGACGACGAGGCCACUAAGCCGCUUACCGGCGGCUUGUCGGGAAGCGACCAAUCGCCAAGUAGUGGUGUGGUCAAGCCGAAAACACUGGAAACUGUUGGAAAUGGCCGUCACCACAUUCUCAGCAUCACACCGGUGGUGGAAGAACGUGAAUCGGACGUUGAGUCGGACGUCGAUCGAGAGGCGGUGGUCUACAAGCCGACGACCAUGUCCAUCGAGGGCGGCGGUGGUGGUGGACCUACUAAAAUGGCCCCAGUUGACCUAGAAUCUGGCAAUGGAAAACCAAAGGCGUACAUCUUUCCAAUGCAGAAGCAGCAACAGCAUCAGCCUCUGCCUGCGGCGCCCUCCUCCACCGCCGGCUCCUCCACGACGGGCGCCUCCACGGAGACCUGCUCCGAGGGCGGGCACUCGGCAACGCCCUCCGAUUCGCGAUCCAUGUGCGACACGCCCGACCCGGACCCCUGGACCAUUCCCGAGCUGAAGACGGCCACCGGGCCGGCCUGGAAAGAUCUCUCCACGACGGGCAAACUUCGCCAGGUGGGCUUGGUGCUGGGCAAGGCGGCCAGCCUGCUCGCCCUGCUCUACUUCUUCAUCUGCAGCCUCGACCUGCUGAGCACCGCCUUCCGCCUACUCGGCUCUCGGGCCGUGGGUCGCUUCUUCAGCGACAAUGAACUGCUGCAGAAUCCGGUGGUGGGGCUGAUGAUUGGUGUGCUGGUGACGGUGUUGGUGCAGUCGAGCAGUACCAGCACCAGCAUCGUCGUGACCAUGGUUGCCAGUAAAAUAAUCCACGUCCGGCAGGCGAUUCCCAUCGUGAUGGGCGCCAACAUUGGCACCUCCGUCACCAACACCAUCGUCUCGCUGAUGCAGUCGGCGGACAGGAAUGAGUUUCGCCGCGCUUUUGCCGCCGCCACCGUCCACGACAUGUUCAACUGGCUGACGGUGCUGGUGCUGCUGCCCACAGAAGUCUUUACGCGCUACCUCGAGACGACCACCACGUGGAUUGUCAAGGGAGACGAUGGAAGCGGUGCAGGGAUUCAGCAGGACAAGACGGCGAAUCGGGACUUUCUGAACAAGCUGACGAAGCCAUUUACGAAGAUGGUCAUUAAGAUCGACAAAGCCCUUCUCGAGAAGCUCGCCUCUGGAACUGAAACGUCUUCAGCUACCGGAAACGCUACCGAUCAAUCUGCCGGCGUUCCAAACGACGCUCGCCUGCUGGUGAUGUGCUGCAACGAUGAGGACGUUUGCAAGGAGAACUGCACCGAUUCGCUCUUUGGUAUGCUCGCUUUCAGCGACACUACGACCGGUGUCAUCCUCCUUGUUGUGAGCAUUCUGGUUCUCUGCUCUUGUCUGAUCUUUCUCGUCAAGGUGCUCAACUCAAUGUUGACUGGCCACAUCGCCAAGCUGAUCAAACGGACGAUGAACCGCAACUACGACUUUCCCUACAACAUCAUCGCCGACUACACGGCGAUUGCCGUCGGCUGCGCCAUGACCAUCCUCGUCCAGAGCAGCUCCAUCUUCACCUCGGCACUGACCCCGUUGGCCGGCAUUGGCGUCAUCUCGCUGGAGCGCAUCUACCCGCUGACACUGGGCUCNGACUUUCCCUACAACAUCAUCGCCGACUACACGGCGAUUGCCGUCGGCUGCGCCAUGACCAUCCUC